Phyllostomus hastatus (greater spear-nosed bat) is the source of this 10736-nucleotide messenger RNA. RefSeq names its product tetratricopeptide repeat, ankyrin repeat and coiled-coil containing 1 (gene TANC1). Lineage: Eukaryota; Metazoa; Chordata; Mammalia; Chiroptera; Phyllostomidae. The record is from RefSeq and is a predicted model, not a curated record. Gene Ontology annotation, molecular function: protein binding. Gene Ontology annotation, biological process: regulation of postsynapse organization. The coding region runs from base 409 to 5991 and encodes 1860 amino acids. The transcript has 28 exons. Gene Ontology annotation, cellular component: glutamatergic synapse.
GGCCCCGGUGUGGGCCGAGCGAGGCAGGGGGGACGGGCCGGAUCGCUGCCUUCGCUGUGGCAGCUGCGGGAGCAGCGGCAGCCUCGGAAGCCGGAGAAGAGGCACUAGAGGAGCGCCGCGCUGACCGCGCCCCGAGGCCCGGCCCUGCGGGUAGGGGAAUCGCGCCGAAGAGCUGGAAACUUUCCCGGCAGGAGCUGACCUCUGGCUAAGGAGAAAAUUGUGAACGAAGUCCCUUCCCCCUUUUUUUCCUGGUGAACAGAAGUUACCAAAAAUAGUUUGUCUUCCAGCCCUCUGCGGUCAGCUUGUCCGGAGGAGCUUGGCCGGUGCCCCCGAGGGAGACAGCUCCUCUCUGUUGCAAGCAAGUGGAGCCUGGGGUGAGGUGAGGUGAGAAGUGAAGGAGUGUUGAAGAUGCUGAAGGCUGUGCUGAAGAAGAGCCGAGAGGGAGGAAAAGGAAGCAAGAAGGAGACAGGCAGUGACUUUGGUCCAGACACUUCCCCCCCAUCCCUGCCUCCUGGUGCUGGCGGCGACUUUUCUGUGAGCAGUCUUCCGGUAGCAGAUGACACUUACAGGGCGAGCUUGGCCAAAGGCGUCUCCAUGUCUCUGCCUUCAUCACCUCUGCUGCCUCGACAGUCUCACCCGGUGCAGUCAAGGUCAAACAAAAAAUCCCCAGGUCCCGUCAGGAAGCCCAAGUAUGUGGAAAGCCCCAGAGUGCCUGGAGAUGCAGUUAUAAUCCCGUUCAGAGAAGUGUCCCAGCCAGCUGAGCCGAAUGAAAAUGAAGCAAAGGCCGAUAAUGAACCGAGCUGUUCGCCGGCAGCUCAAGAACUGUUGACAAGGCUGGGAUUUUUACUGGGAGAAGGGAUCCCAAGUGCCACACACAUAACCAUUGAAGAAAAAAAUGAAACCAUGUGCACAGCUCUGAGCCAAGGCAUCAGUCCUUGCUCCACACUAACAAGCAGCACCGCGUCUCCCAGCACCGAUAGCCCCUGCUCAACCUUGAAUAGCUGUGUCAGCAAGACUGCAGCCAACAAAAGUCCCUGUGAGACCGUUAGCAGCCCUAGUUCCACCCUGGAAAGCAAGGACAGUGGAAUCAUAGCCACAAUUACAAGUUCAUCCGAAAAUGAUGACCGGAGUGGCUCCAGUUUGGAAUGGAAUAAGGAUGGAAGCCUAAGGUUAGGGGUGCAGAAGGGAGUGCUCCAUGAUCGCAGGGCAGAUAACUGCUCCCCCGUGGCAGAAGAGGAGCCCCCUGGGUCGGCGGAGAGCGCGCUGCCCAAAGCCGAAGCCUCAGCUGGAGAUGGUCCUGUCCCUUAUUCUCAGAGCUCCAGCUCGUUAAUAAUGCCACGGCCCAACUCAGUUGCAGCGACCAGCUCAACCAAAUUGGAAGAUUUGAGUUACUUAGAUGGGCAGAGAAAUGCUCCUCUUCGAACGUCAAUUCGAUUACCGUGGCACAAUACGGCCGGAGGCAGGGCGCAGGAAGUUAAAGCACGAUUUGCUCCCUACAAGCCACAAGACAUCUUACUGAAGCCCCUGUUGUUCGAAGUGCCGAGCAUAACAACAGACUCAGUGUUUGUGGGACGGGAUUGGCUCUUCCACCAGAUCGAAGAGAACUUGAGGAACCCAGAACUGGCGGAAAACAGAGGAGCGGUGGUUGUUGGAAACGUGGGCUUCGGGAAGACGGCAAUCAUUUCCAAGCUGGUGGCGCUGAGCUGCCAUGGCAGCCGCAUGCGGCAGAUCGCCUCCAACAGCCCCAGCCCAUCCCCCAAAACUUCAGAUUCCUCCCUGGAUCCUCCGUUCACUCCAUUGCUUUCACCAAGUACUUCUACAAGUGGUACCAAUGUGGCUAAAAUGCCCACUGGGUCGGGGUCUGAUACUCCUGAAAACCAAAGACCAAGGGAGGAUGCAGUGAAAUACCUCGCUUCCAAGGUCGUGGCCUACCACUACUGCCAGGCCGACAACACCUACACGUGCCUGGUGCCUGAGUUCGUGCACAGCAUCGCGGCUCUGCUCUGCCGGUCCCAUCAGCUGGCUGCCUACAGGGAUCUGCUGAUACAGGAGCCCCAGCUACAGAGCAUGCUGAGCCUCAGAUCCUGCGUGCAGGACCCCGUGGCUGCCUUCAAGAGGGGAGUGCUGGAACCACUGGCAAAUCUGAGAAACGAGCAGAAAAUUCCUGAAGAAGAAUACAUUAUUUUGAUAGACGGCUUGAAUGAAGCUGAGUUUCAUAAACCUGAUUAUGGAGAUACACUUUCUUCAUUUAUUACCAAAAUUAUCUCUAAAUUUCCUGCCUGGUUGAAGUUGAUUGUGACUGUAAGAGCAAAUUUUCAGGAAAUCGUAAGUGCACUGCCGUUUGUCAAGCUUUCCUUAGAUGACUUUCCCGACAACAAGGACAUUCACAGCGACCUGCACGCCUACGUCCAGCACAGAGUGCACAGCAGCCAGGACAUCCUCAGCAAUAUCUCCCUGAACGGCAAGGCCGACGCCGCCCUCAUUGGGAAAGUGAGCAGCCACCUGGUGCUGCGGAGCCUCGGCUCCUACUUGUACCUCAAACUCACCUUGGACCUCUUCCAGAGGGGACAUUUGGUCAUCAAAAGUGCCAGCUACAAGGUGGUGCCCGUGUCUCUGUCCGAGCUCUAUCUGCUGCAGUGCAACAUGAAGUUCAUGACCCAGUCUGCCUUCGAGAGGGCGCUUCCGAUUCUAAAUGUGGCCCUCGCGUCCCUCCACCCCAUGACGGACGAGCAGAUCUUCCAGGCCAUUAAUGCUGGCCACAUUCAAGGGGAACAGGGGUGGGAAGACUUUCAGCAGAGGAUGGAAGCCCUGUCCUGCUUCCUCAUUAAGAGACGGGACAAAACCCGCAUGUUCUGCCACCCGUCCUUCCGGGAGUGGCUUGUUUGGAGAGCAGAUGGUGAAAACACGGCCUUCCUGUGCGAGCCCAGGAAUGGGCACGCUCUCCUGGCAUUCAUGUUCUCGCGACAAGAGGGCAAGCUGAACCGCCAGCAGACCAUGGAGCUGGGUCACCACAUCCUGAAGGCACACAUUUUCAAGGGCCUCAGCAAGAAGACGGGAAUCUCUUCAAGCCAUCUCCAAGCCCUGUGGAUUGGGUACAGCACUGAGGGACUGUCUGCUGCCCUCGCCUCUCUCAGGAAUCUCUAUACUCCCAAUGUCAAGGUGAGCCGCCUCCUGAUUUUGGGAGGGGCCAAUGUCAACUACAGGACAGAAGUGUUAAAUAACGCCCCGAUCCUGUGCGUCCAGUCUCACCUUGGCCAUGAGGAAGUGGUCACUCUGCUCCUGGAAUUUGGUGCCUGCCUGGAUGGAAUGUCAGAGAACGGCAUGACUGCCCUCUGCUACGCGGCAGCUGCUGGCCACAUGAAGCUGGUGUGUCUGCUGGUCAAGAAGGGGGCAAGGUUGGACCAUCUGGAUAAGAAAGGCCAAUGUGCGCUGGUCCAUAGUGCACUGAGGGGCCACGGUGAUGUUCUCCAGUACCUGCUGAGCUGUGAGUGGUCGGCGGGUCCUUCGCAGCCAGGCGCACUGAAAAAGAGCCAAGCCCUGCAGCAGGCAUUGACGGCGGCUGCCAGCAUGGGCCAUAGCUCGGUGGUCCAGUGCUUGCUGGGGCUGGAAAAGGAACAUGAAAUAGACAUCAACGGAGCCGACACGCUGUGGGGAGAAACAGCCCUGACUGCCGCUGCGGGACGAGGGAAGCUGGAGGUGUGUGAGCUGCUGCUGGAGCAAGGGGCCGCCGUGUCCCGGACCAACAGGAGAGGGGUCCCACCUCUGUUCUGCGCGGCGCGCCAAGGGCACUGGCAGAUCGUGAGACUGCUGUUGGAGCAUGGCUGUGAUGUGAACCUCAGUGACAAGCAGGGCCGGACACCCCUCAUGGUGGCUGCGUGUGAAGGGCACUUGAGCACCGUGGAGUUCCUCCUUUCAAAAGGUGCCAUCCUUUCUUCUCUGGACAAGGAGGGUUUGUCUGCAUUAAGCUGGGCUUGUCUAAAAGGUCACAGGGCAGUGGUUCAGUUUCUGGUUGAAGAAGGAGCUGAGAUAGACCAGAUGGACAAGAACGGCCGCACUCCCCUGGACUUGGCGGCCUUCUACGGCGAUGCAGAGACGGUGUUGUACCUGGUUGAGAAGGGUGCUGUGAUUGAGCACGUGGACCACAGUGGGAUGCGUCCCCUGGACAGAGCCAUCGGUUGUCGGAACACAUCUGUAGUGAUUGCGCUGCUGAGAAAAGGAGCCAAGUUAGGAAAUGCUGCUUGGGCGAUGGCUACUUCCAAACCUGAUAUUUUGAUUAUACUUUUACAGAAAUUGAUGGAGGAAGGAAACAUGAUGUACAAAAAAGGGAAGAUGAAAGAGGCAGCCCAGCGGUACCAGUACGCCUUAAGGAAGUUUCCUCGAGAAGGAUUCGGAGAGGACAUGAGACCAUUCAAUGAACUGAGAGUUUCCCUCUAUCUCAACCUAUCUCGCUGCCGAAGAAAAACAAAUGACUUUGGCAUGGCAGAAGAAUUUGCAUCCAAGGCUCUUGAACUGAAACCAAAGUCCUACGAAGCCUUUUAUGCCAGGGCAAGAGCGAAGAGAAACAGCAGGCAGUUUGCGGCAGCUCUGGCCGACUUGCGAGAAGCUGUGAAGCUCUGCCCCACCAACCAGGAAAUCAAGAGGCUGCUGGCCCGUGUGGAAGAGGAGUGCAAGCAGCUGCAGAGGAGCCAACAGCAAAAACAGCAGUGUCCACCCGCGGCCCCACCCAGUGACUCGGAUCACGAAGUGGAAGCCCCAGCCGCUGGACUAAAUGACCACUUACCUGUUGAGGAGGCUGAAGAAGAAGAAACUUCGCCACAGGAAGAAUCCAUUUCCCUGACUCCCAGGUCCCAGCCACCCUCAUCUGUCCCUUCCCCAUAUAUCCGGAACCUUCAGGAAGGGCUGCAGUCCAAAAUAAGGCCAGCCUCGCCCCAGAACAGGCCGGCAGGUGCCAAGCCCCUGCGGGAGCCUGCGGUGCAGCCAGGGUUGCUGAUGCAGCCCACCAAGCAGGCACAGAUAGUGAAGACCAGCCAGCACCUCGGCUCUGGACAGGCUGGCGUGAGAAACGGUAGCACAAAAAUGCAGGUGUCUUCUCCGAAUCCUCCCCCGAGUCCCAUGCCAGGUAGAAUGUCCACGGCGCCUGCUGGCGUCCGGAACCAGCCUUCAGAGGGAGCAGGCGUGUUCACUGUGGGGGGUUCGGGCCGGUUUGGAGACCGGCUGGGCUCCAGCCACUGCGUCCAGCUACAGCACGGUGAGGGCAGCAGUGCGUACCCUUUACCGAGCAAGAUAAAAACUGCAGAGCGGCUUCUGGCUCACGCCUCCAUGGCCGUGGACGCAGCCCCACUGAACCAAGGUGGGCCGGUGGGCUGCAGCGACAUGCGACACCCAGCCUGCCUCACCAGCUCAGGCUCUUCUGGUUCUCCAUCUAGCAGCGUAAAGAUGUCAAGUUCCACCAGUAGUUUGACUUCGAGCAGUAGUUUUUCUGAUGGCUUCAAGGGCCAGGGGCCAGAUGCCCGAAUGAAAGACAAGGCUGCCCACCAGGUGCAGAGCGGCACAGCCGAGCACAGACCGCGCAACACUCCCUUCAUGGGCAUCAUGGACAAGACGGCGCGGUUCCAGCAGCAGAGCAACCGCACCUGGCACUGCCCGGGGCCAGAGGCACUGCUGACUAGCACGUCCUCUGCAGCGGGCCCGCAGGCCCCGAACUCUGAGAAGCCCGCUCUCAAACAAGCAGCGGGGUACAGCAGCCAAGGCAAAACCUGUUCUGUGGCAACCCUGGGUGGAACUGUGCACAAUGGGGCACAGAUGAAAGAGCUAGAAGAAAGGAAAUGCCAAAUUCCAGCCCACUGCCCAGAUAGCAGGAUAGCCAAGACUGUGUCUCACCUGUACCAGGAAAGUGUCUCUAAGCAGCAGCCUCACCUGAGUAACGAAGGCCACCGGAGUCACCUUCCUUCAGCAAAACCAAAGCGCUCUUUCAUAGAGUCAAAUGUAUAGGCUGAGAGAGACCCGUUGGUGGAGUUUGAAACAGUGUGUUGGCUCUUGGUGGUAAUCAAAUUUUUUUAUGAGAAAAAUUACUUUUUAGCCAUAUUCUUUUUCCUUGGAGGUGGAUCAGAUUCCAUUGAUUUAUUUAAAAUAUGGGAUAAAAUUUCUUUGAUGAAUAUCAGAAGUCACCAUAAGUAAGAAUGCUAACCAGAAUGGAAAACUACAAUUAGUUAUGUCUAUUAAGUUAAAAAUUUAAGACAGCCAAGAAGACAUUAACUAAUGCUUUUCUCUUAUGAAAUUAUUUGGUUUUUAUCACUUUCCUCCUAGCCUUUGCUAUGUGGUAAAAUCAUAAUGUUUCUUAGAGAAUAUAAAUGUCUAGUGAUAGGAUCAGCUCAUGACUAAAUAGCCAGAUGAUAAUAGUCUGGGAGAGAUGGAAUUUUCAAGUUGGAGUUUCAUGGAGUCAAAUCCCAAUUUACACAUACAGAUAAAAUUAAGACCCAAGUGAUUUCUAGCUGAAUAUGUGACUAUAAAUGUUACACUGCUGACUUUUUAAAGCAAAAUACAAGAAUAUCCAAGUAUUGUUCCCUUCAUAGCAGUUCCUCAAAGAGGAUUAAGCACUUAUUUCCAUGUUACGAUUCUCAUUAAACAUAUUUUUAUAGCACGUUUCUGGGACUACAGUCCUUUCCUAUUCCAAUGUUUCAGUAUUUGGAAGCAGUAUAGGCCAUUUGGAAUCAUGACUGGUGGUCAAGCUGGAUUUGGGCUCUACUACCAAGAAUACAGUGUUCUUGGGGACGUGUAAAUUAACUCUCAGCUGGUUCACAAAUUGCUUCUACCAGUGAUAGCAGUUCUGGAACAAGCCUUCCGUGCCCCUUUAAGGACAGAGUUUAAUUUGGAUACUUAAGGUCUGGUUCAUUGGUGGUUUAGUUUUAUUACACAAUCACUACUUUAUAGUCACAUGUUGUACAUAUUACAUAGCCAAGUUGUAUUCAGACUUGUAAAUAUAACUAUUUCAAGUACUUAACCUUUAAAAAAAGUCAUAUAUUUGCAUGUUCUUUGUAAACUUCAUCCAUACUGGUUAUUGCACUGAACAAUAUAUUAUGGCAUGUUAACAGUGUACCAGUAACGGCACUUUAUUUCAUUUAUAUGAACACCUUUGAGGUGCUACUUAAGUCCAAACUGAUGUAUUAUUCAUUUAUGAAGAUAAGGUACAGGAAUGAACCUUGGCUGAAAGGUAUUUUUCUAUGAAAAUGGUGUGCUAUUGAAGGAUGUUAAAAUGCUAGUUUGAGAGAGGAGGGAAUGUAUUUGUUUUAUAUGUUGGGAUGUGAAAUUUAUUUUCUAGAAUUGGGGAGAAGGAGUUCUAUAUUUACAGAAUGUUUUAAAAAUGAAUCGUUGUAAUGAAGUUCCUGUGAGCAUCACUGUAGUUUUGUACAAAUAGAAUCUUCUGGUGGUGUUCUUUGACAUUUGUUCUUGAUGUGUUUUGUACAGCUUUGUCAUUUUUUAAUAGGCUUUUCUUGAGUUCUGCUAUAACUACUAUGGCUUAUUUAUUGUGUAUUGUUUUCUUUAAUAUCUGUGAGUCUUACUCUUUUGUUAUGUAGUUUUGUUUUUGCACAACUACUGUAUUUUUCCACAUGGAAUAAAGACUAUUAAUAGAAUGUGUUUGCAUUAAAUGACACUGUGGAUAAGUGGAGAAGAUUGUGAUGACAGCCACCUGCUUUGCUUAAUCCUGGGUGGUCUUGUUACUCUAAAGAAAAUACUGAAAAGUCUAUUUUUAUAGUAGUAAUAUCCAAUGCAUAUUUAGUUUCAUUUAGUAAUAAUUUUAAAACAAGGGUGACAGCUUCUAGAAAUAUAGAAUAUGCAUUCUAUAUUCAAGGGUCAAAAUAGUCAAGGGUCAAAAUUAGUCUUUUACCCUGAAAUAGGGAAGAAAGCACAAAGAACAUUCUAUAAUUUUAUCUGCUCUGGAAGUCAAGGUGUAUGUUUUUACUGGCAAUUAGGUAUCUUUAGGACUCUUAACUUUCAAACAUUUUGGCAACACAGCAAUCACUAUUAAUAAGAAAGCUUGUUCUCAGCACAUUUGUAUUUUUUAUUAAAAUGUGCAUGUGUCUGUGCACCCACAUACUUCAGUUUCAGAGUCGCAGAACGAGGAGCACUGAGCCAAGCUGCACUGCAGUGAGAUCCCGGCUGGAAUCUAAGCCUUCGUGCUCCCUGUGCUGCUGCUGCUGCUGCUGCAGGUUACUGUCCGGUUGCCGCUGUUACUAGCAAGGCUAAGUGUAGAGUUUUAAGUCCUCCUGUAAAGGUAUACAUUUAAACUAAAGGUUAAAAAUAAACUGGGUGGGAAGGAAAAAGUGUUAUUUGCCGAUUCUUGUUGGAUGACUCUUCCUGUGAAGCUGCUGUAUGACUACUAGUAGAAUUUGUUACAUACUACAUUAUGAUUUUGAUAUAGUCUCAGUAAAGAUAUGUGUUUACAUCUUGCCACAGAGAAGUCACAUCUCCUUGGGAAGCUACUGGUCAGUCCCAAGGACGGGCAGCGGGCAGGUGGGUGCUGCCCCUGCACAGUCCCGAGGGAGGGUGGAGCGUGCUGCGGGGCGUCCGUGUGCGUUCUGUGGGUGGUUCUGGACUUAGAGUGUUUAGGUCUGUCUUUGCUUGUGUGUUUAUGGGGACACUGAGUUGUUUGGCUUUGGCUUAUUUGUAAGUACUUCACUUUGGUAAAUUAUUGGCAUCUUAGUUUUCAGCCAGUUUGUUCAAAAAGAAACUAUACUUUGUAGAAAUGUAGAAAAGAAAAUCACCUCUAACAUUUAAAAGUAACCAGCCUUUUAUAGAAAUGAUUUUGUUUUUCCUUAAAUGACUUUGAUGAUGUCUAGUAACUUCUAUGUAAAAACCAGAUAGCCUCCUUUGGAAAGUAAGUCUGUUAUUUUACCAAAACAAAAGAUAUUUGGUCCAGUGUUGGGCUCUAACAAUUAAAAAAAUUUGCUAGAAUUAUGUUAGCAUUCUUUCUGUAAAGAAUACAGUAGGCAAACACCUUCUAGAAUAUGUCCCUAACCUGUUUCUUGUCCUCUAAAGAACGUGAGAAGCAUGUGCAAUAUGAAGAAACUCUUCUACGAUCAUAGGUUGUGAGUCCUAGCUGUGAUACAAAGUAAAACUCAGCAAUACAUUACGAGGAGAACAGAAACUGUGCAAAGCAGCAAUUGCAAAGAAAAGACAUUUGGAGAUUUCUGUGGUAGCUAGGCUCUCCAUCCUGUAGACAUACAGCUUAUUAACUAUAAAAGUUCAUAAAAUUUAGGAAAAGACUAAGUAUAUAAGGUAAUGACAUUGCAUUUCUCUUUUAUUUCAAGUUUAUGUCAAAGUUUUCAAAUAUCCGAACAAUUCCAACAGGGGUUUGGGGGUAAGCACCCAGAUCUAGGUCCCUGUUUGCCAUCGCAGUUCAGUUCUAACAAGCAUUUCCACUAACGACUCCAUUCUGAUAAAACAGGUAUGUGAGGGCAAUAUAACCACCGCUUCCUGAACUCUGAAGUUUUCUUCUAAGUGAACACUUACAGGGCACUGUAUCAAAUGCCAGUGUGUUGUACAAAAAUGUGUGGUCAUGACUUCUAGUCAAGAUGGGGGCAUAGGUAAACACACUUUGCCUCCUUGCAUAACCACAAAAGAAUUACAACUAAAUCUCAAUGCCCAGAACUGUCAGAAAAUCAAACUGUAUGGAAGUCUGACAACCAAGGAUUUAAAGAAGCCACAUUCAUCUAGACAGGUAGGAAGGGCUGAGACACAGAGGUGAGGAGACACAGUGGGGUGUGGAGAGGUGUUGUGGUGGAAUGGGCACAGGUGGCCCCAUAUUCAUGUGUGGUGGAUAAAAAUUGGGAGGAGUACCUUCAGAGCAGAGGGAUCCCAGCCCCAGGCCAGACUGCACAGCCCAGGGUUCAAGUGCCUGGAAGAUAAAUCCUCAUAAUUUCUGGCUGUAAAAACCAGUGGGGGUUGGUGUGGCAGAAUAAUUUGCCAGAUUUUCAGUAAACUGCAGAAAAGGGCCUGCACAGGUGUAGAAUGUCCACAAUGUCACCCACUCUGGGUUUCAGUACCAGGGCAACAGCUGGAAGGGAAUCAGUCGCAUAGGGAGAGUGGCUGGAAACGUGCCAGGCAAACCUUCAGAAGCCGGCAGGGCCCUGUCCUCUGGCUUCCUCCCACACAAGCCACAAAGCAAUGAAGUGGGUUGCUCUACCCUGGUGAUUUCCUAAGGCUCUGCCCCACAGAAUUAACAGAUUUGACUCCCUGCCUUUUACAGGGAAUCAAGGCAGGUCUGUCUAAUACACAGAAACAAACACAGGGAGGCUGCCAAAUUGAGACAAAGAGAUACGGCCCCAGUGAAAGCACAGGACAAAACCCCAGUAAAAGGAUGAAUCAAAGCAGAGCUAUAUCAGAUGCAGAGUUCAAAACACUGGUGAUCAGAUGCCCAAAGAACUCAUUGAGCAUGGCAUGAACAUAAAGAAAUGAAGGUUAUACUAAGUGAAAUAAAAGUCUACAGGGAACCAACAGUGAAAGGGACUCAAAUCAAUGAUUUGCAACACAAGGAAGAAAUACUCAACCACAACAAUAAGAAGAAACAAUUUAAAAAAAAAGGACAGUAUAAGAUGACUCGGGGACAUCUUCAAAAGUGCCAACAUCUGAAUUAUAGGGAUGCCAGAGGAGAAGAGGAAGAGCAAGAAAUUGAAAACUUAUUUGAAAAACUGAAAGAAAACGUGUCUAAUUGGUGAAGGAAAUAGACAAGUCCAAGA